Mangifera indica (mango) is the source of this 558-nucleotide messenger RNA. RefSeq lists its product as uncharacterized. The record is from RefSeq and is a predicted model, not a curated record. The transcript has 2 exons. The coding region runs from base 1 to 558 and encodes 185 amino acids. Lineage: Eukaryota; Viridiplantae; Streptophyta; Magnoliopsida; Sapindales; Anacardiaceae.
AUGACCUUGUUUGAUCCAAAUAAAAGGACAAGAGGGAGGGAAAAAGGUAAAGGUGUUGGGCUUAAAAGGCAGUGGACUAAGCAGGAGGAUGCAAUAUUAAUUAAAUGUGUCCUUAUUUUGAAGGAGAGCCUACAUUGGAAGGCAGACAAUAGGACUUUCAAAGUUGGAUAUCUAGUACAACUGGAGAAGAUGAUGAAGGAAAGACUUUCAUCUAGUGGAUUGAAAGCUACACCUCACAUUGAAUCUAGAGUUAAAUUAUUGAAAAGACAAUACAAUGCCAUAAAUGAGAUGAUUGAGAAUGGAAGUGGCUUUGGAUGGAAUGAUGAAGAGAAAUGUGUUACCGCUCCAAAAGAUAGUCAUCCUAAUGCAAAGAGUUUAAGGCACAAACCUUUCCCACACUAUGACUCAUUAGUCAUAGUGUUUGGAAAAGAUAGGGCCACUGGUGCAAAGGCUGAAACAACAACUGAUGCUGUGGAGGAAUUUGAUAUUGAGAAUUUGGAUAACAAUGAGGAUACAAUAGAAGUUGAUACUAUAAUGAUCAAGACAAAGAAGAUGUAG